Messenger RNA from Octopus bimaculoides (California two-spot octopus), 2798 nucleotides. Its product is annotated as beta-1,3-galactosyl-O-glycosyl-glycoprotein beta-1,6-N-acetylglucosaminyltransferase 3. Gene Ontology annotation, cellular component: membrane. Gene Ontology annotation, molecular function: acetylglucosaminyltransferase activity. The record is from RefSeq and is a predicted model, not a curated record. Lineage: Eukaryota; Metazoa; Mollusca; Cephalopoda; Octopoda; Octopodidae.
CACUUUUGGAGGUGGAUCUGAAAACUGUACCUGCAGGAGAUUCUGAAAAGUAUUGCAGAAGCAGAAAAUACCAAUUCUUUUUUCUUUCUUUUUUUUUUAUCCCUGGCCAGACGAUUUCAUAUUUAUCAAGAUAAAAUUUAUUGCUAAACAUAUCGGAUCCUUGUUCACCAUUUGUGCUUAAUUACAAAAAAUCUAAAAGCCUUAUGACCAAAUAUUUUUAACGAUGUAACGGAAUAUAUUAUUAUUUCAAAUUAUAUUUCGUCCUGAAUUCAACUUUAAUUUUCAAGGAAUUUAUCAAAGACCGUUGAUACGCUUGGGAGAUAAAAACGGAAAGUGUAUUAAUUUAGUAUAGAAUGUUCAAAAAACAAUUUAACCAGUUAGAGAUAUUUUGCAAAGUUCGGGAGCAACAUUGGAGUACUGUUCGUAUACCUGGUAUGCUGUUACUGCUAUACAUACAAAGGUUAUUGAUCUUCGAUUCGACUGAUUACCAGACAAUCAUUCACUACAGCUUCGAGCUCUGGUUAACUGACAAAAAUCAAAUCGCAAGAAACUUUUCAACCACUGGUUCAAAGACAUCUGAUUGAUUGACUAAUAUUCAAUCAUCAACACAUUUCAAUUACAAGCUUAUAGACGAGUUAUUUUUUUCAUUCUGUAUGCCUGAUCUCCAAACUUCUCUCUAAACACACCGUUGCCAUUUCAUUCCCAGAACGACAACACAUCUUCCAGAAGUUUCUCACUGUUUACAUAUUACUCUGAAAAGGUCAUAAACAACUUCUUUUCACAGAUUUAAUAAUAAUAAUAAUAAUAAUAAUAAUGAUGAUGAUGAUGAUGAUGACAACAACAAUCUGAGCCAAAAGGGAGCCUAUAGUCGCUCUACCAAUGAGAAAUAACCGAACCAUCUUUAAAAAAUGACACUGUUCCAAAAAUACUAAAUGCGAAAACAUAACAUACAAAAAAAUUAAAACAGACAGAUGAUAACGUAUUGAACGAUCUUUAUUUGCUGGAUCUAGACUGACCUUCGGCUUAAACAUCAAUAAUUUGGUGUCCAUCUCAGUUCUGUUAAGUUCUAUGGUGUUCGCCACAUUUAUGUAGACAAAUAAAGGGGAAAUAUCUAUUGCAAGUGACGCACACAGGAGUUCUGCUUUUAAUGGAAUGAAGAAUUUCGGUGUCCAGUAAUGCAAAAAUCUCAAUUCUUCUAUCUCCGUAUCAAUUUAAAAACAUCGCAAUUUUGAAUAAGCUAUAGAUUUACGUCAAUAUUUUUAUUCUAAUUAUCUAAAUUUAAUAUUGGAGACCUUUUAAGACACAUAUUAUAGCACCAUCGACUUCAAAAUUGCUUGGGAUACAUCUAGACACACAACAUUAAAAUUUCUAAAGCCAUUUUAAAUAUUAUCUACAAAAUUUUUCAAAUGAAGAGCAAGAUCAAAUCGAUACAAUAUAAAUAUCAAUACACGAUACAGUGUUUAUAAAAAUAACAACAACAACAAAUAAUGGCUUCUAUUGAUGAGCAUAUCAAGUCAUAUACGAUUUCCAUAUUAAUUAUCUUCAUGAUAUGCCAAUUUCUGUUGGCAAUUCUAGCAUCUCAAACAACUCCUGUUGGAAGACUCCCUUUCAGUUUCACGCAGGCGAUAAUUCAGAAUGAUUUCACUUACAAAACGAAUGACAUUGACUGUGAUAAAGUAAUUUCGGUUGAUGAAAAGGAAAUAAAACGUUCUUUAAAAUUUGACAAAAGAUACGAGGCGAUUACAUUAAAGACUUACAUGAAUUGGACUCUUAACUGUGAGAAAUUCCGACAGGUGCGUCAUUACGACAAAUACAUCGUGAGCGUGGCUGAGAAAGAAUUUCCCAUCGCCUACUCCAUUGUGUUUCACAAAGACUUGGAACAAUUAGAAAGGUUACUCCGUAGUAUCUAUCGCCGACACAAUGUCUAUUGCUUGCAUGUGGACAAGAAAGCCAAUAAGGAAUUCAUGUUAGCGGUUAAGGCUCUUGCAAACUGUUUCGAUAAUGUAUUUAUAGCAUCUAAACUUGAAACUGUUGUUUAUGCUUCAAUGAGUCGACUUCAGGCUGACUUUAACUGCAUGCAGGAUUUGUUGAAAACCAAAACGCAGUGGAAAUAUCUUAUCAACCUUUGUGGUCAAAGCUUUCCAUUAAAAACUAAUUCCGAAAUAGUGAAAAUCCUGAAGAUAUACAAUGGUUCUAAUGAUAUAGAAGGAUUGACAAAUGAACAUGCAUUACUGGGUCGUGCCAAAUUCAAACACAAGAUAAUCAAAAAGAGCAAAACACGGGAUGAACUUAUAUUGGUCAAAACGAAAAUACGUCAGCCGGAUCCACCUCAUAAAAUCCGUCUAGUUAAAGGUAGUGCAUACGGAGUGUUUUCCAGGGAUUUCGUGUACUAUGUGAGCACUAGCAAUAUAUCCAAGAAUUUUCAGAAAUGGGUCGCCGAUGUUUACAGCCCUGAUGAGUUCUUCUGGUCAACAUUACAUCAUGCUGCUUUCAACCCGCAUCUUAAUGUUCCUGGAUCCUACAGUGGACAUCCUGAGUCCAAAUUAUGGCUUGCUGCUUACUCGGCUUGGCAAGGGGUCGAUCUUUGCUAUGGUAAAUGGAAACGAGGUGUGUGCAUAUUUUCAACAAAAGAUCUCCCGAAUAUUUUCAAGAAGAACCACUUAUUUGCUAAUAAAUUUUACCUCCAUAGUAACCCAACAGCUAUUGAAUGUUUGGAAGAAAUACUGCAUAAACGAACAAUAACGCAAGCCGCAUUCAAUGAUACUUUUUACAGACACUUGAAGUUUAUUAACUCUUAA